GAUAUCGCGCAGGCUUCGAAUCUGAACGUGAGGGGGGGCAGCAGAUGUCCGCCAGGAGUAGUAUGAGUAGAUAGAUCUCUACGGAUGAUGGGGGGUUCACAUCGAAAGCUUUCAGGCCCAAAGAGCUACGGCUAAUAUAAAUCCACUUACACCUGAUUUCCGGCGCCGCUGUGGAACAACUGAAUAUUCAUCUAGCCUGACUGAUUUUCAUAUCCUGCAUAUCCAAGAGACAAUUCAGAUCGUCGGUACCCCGCCCGCCCGGAUCGACUCGCUUCUGUUCUCUCUUUUUCUCUCGCAACCGCUUCGCGAUGUCCACGAGCAAGCAAUUAAAGCGCCUCGUCUCGCAGUGGGAAAAGUCGGCUCCCACAUAUUGCCACAGCCGUAACUUCUUAACUGCCGGCCUGUCUCUGUUCCUCUCCGCGUGGCUCAUACGCUUGUGGGUGUUCCGAGUUGCUCGCUCCGAGCCGGACACGGUGGCUCGUGUGCAAGCGUGCGCCGUGGACAACCUGCGUGCCGACUUGUCCUUUCUCGACGGGGCAUCUCCCAUUACGGCGGAUGAGUUUUUGGAUCGGCGGGACCGCCUGGCGCGGGCCCUCGCCGCGGAGGGCGUCGAUGCGUUCGUCUGCGAGCCGGGAUACGCGUUCCAAUUUUACGGCAAUGUCUCGCAGAGCGACUGGGAGCCGUGGGAGCCGGAGGAGCGGCCCUUCCUCAUGCUCAUCCUGCCCGCGGUCUCUGGUGAUGCGGUCACAGCCACGACAGCAUUCCUCGCGCCGCGCUUCGAGGAGGCUCGCGCGCGCAUGCUCGGGAUCCCGUCGCGGGACCCCGGGCUCAACAUAGUGACGUGGGAGGAGCACUGGGACCCCUACGCUACACUACUCAAGUCUCGUCUCUUCACAGGCAAGCCGCGGCCCAUGAUCGCGGUCGACGGUGAGAUGCGCGACUUCAUCGCACGAGGCCUCGCGGGCGCGGGGUUCGAGACUGCCGCGCCGCCCCUUGCCGCUGAACGCGUGCGGCAGCUCAAGAGUCGCGCUGAGGUGGCGGCACUGCGCGCGGUCAACACGGGAACUGUCGCAGCCGUGCGGGCAAUGCGGCCCUGCCUUGUGGUUGGAUUGACGGAGGACGAGGUGCGCGGCGUGCUCGACGCGGCACUGCAGUCGGUCGGGUUCAGCCCGUUCUUCGACAUUGUGCUGUUUGAGGAGCACGGUGCGCUGCCGCACGGCGGCGCCGUCGUCGGCGCAAAGCAGCUCACGCGCGAGACCAUGGUCGUGAUCGAUGUCGGGGCGCAUUAUUUAGGAUAUUCGUCAGACAUAUGCCGCAGCUUCUUUAUCGACCCCGCGGUUCGAUCAAAGCGGUUAUUGCCGAGGCACCUUGCGGGCCUCUUCGAGAUGCUUGGGCUGCGUGCCCACCACGCCCCGGAAGUGCUGCGCGAGAUGUCGGACCUGCAUUCCGAGAAGUUGAAAGUCUGGAGCAUCGUUUUAGAUGCCCAGACCGCCGCGGCGGCCGAGAUGAAGCCCGGCAGGAGUGCGGCGACCGUCGAUCUCGCUGCCCGCGGGGUCAUCGAGGCGGCCGGGUACGGCUACGGGUUUACGCAUCGUCUCGGUCACGGGAUCGGGAUCAAAGGCGAGCGACCCCGCGUCCCCUUGCUCUGCCUUGUCCUCAUACAAUAUCAUCUAGCACACGAGCCUCCGUACUUGAACCAGUGGAACACGGAAGACAUUCUCGAGCCCGGGAUGGUAGUCACCGACGAGCCUGGUAUCUAUCUGGAAGGGAAAUUUGGCGUCCGUCACGAGGAUGUUUACCUUGUGAAGCCGGAUGGGGGCGCCGAGCUACUAACCGGGCGAAGAGCCGGGGGCCCCUACGAUCCUUGAGCAGGUAACCACAUGUGGAUGUGGGUGUAGCUCGUGGGUGUGUUCGCGUCUACACUGCCGGCCCUCAGGGACCGCUAUCCAAAGCUUGAUCCUGAGCCUUGAUUCUCCCACUUAAUACAACUAGCCCGGAACAGCAUGUGGGAGAAGAAGGCCCGGUUGAUAAACAUCUUUCAUCGGCGCCGUGAAGUGCACGGCCCCUAAGUAAACAUGGGCGGGCGGCUGCAGCUAUGUUGUGUCGCUGUGUCUCCAUUCCCGUCGUGUUCGGUCUUUUCACGUAAACCCUUAUAUGCGUUUCUAGUUUUCGCCUCAUCACGGGAUUCGCUGGAGCUCGUCUUUAUGGAAAUGUUUACAA
Messenger RNA from Durotheca rogersii, 2220 nucleotides. Its product is annotated as Prolidase/Aminopeptidase P-like protein. Bases 309 to 1868 code for a protein of 519 amino acids. Lineage: Eukaryota; Fungi; Ascomycota; Sordariomycetes; Xylariales; Xylariaceae. The transcript has 6 exons. The record is from RefSeq and is a predicted model, not a curated record.